Messenger RNA from Aplysia californica (California sea hare), 1555 nucleotides. RefSeq lists its product as uncharacterized. The transcript is spliced from 3 exons. Gene Ontology annotation, molecular function: cytokine activity. Gene Ontology annotation, cellular component: extracellular region. Bases 484 to 1161 code for a protein of 225 amino acids. The record is from RefSeq and is a predicted model, not a curated record. Lineage: Eukaryota; Metazoa; Mollusca; Gastropoda; Aplysiida; Aplysiidae.
GACAGGACAUGACCCCCAGGCGGGGGGCUGUGAAAUGUUUAUCUCCCCUUUCGGAUUUUCCGUUCAGGUUUUUCUGUUAUCUUUCGAACUUUGAAAGUGUAUAUAUACCCUCAGAGCAGGUCUCAUAGGCAUACAGAUCGAGAGAGACCGAGAGACCAAGAGAAAGACGUCCCCACGACUGUACAGCCAUCAUCCUGACAGAGUCAGAAAAAGAAUUGCAAGCAAACAUCGAUUGACCAAGUACUAGACUCCCAAGUUUUAAAGACAUCUGUAACAAAGGAAAAAAUAAGCCCAUUAAAGUUGAACUACCGUCUUUUUGAAGGACAUUUGGAGAAAAAGAGGGAAGCCAUUAGCAAGAAAAAAAAGUGAUUGAACUACCGUCUUUUGGAAGGACAUUUGGAGAAAAAGAGGGAAGCCAUUAGCACCAAGAAAAAGUGAAACAACGGGAGAAAAAGAGGAAAACAUAAUAGCACCACCAUCAUCAUGAAGUCGAUAAUCUUGUCCUCAUUCGUCGCUGCCCUUAUCGCCAUCUUCCUCAUCAACUCGGGGGUCGAAAGUCGACCUUCAGGUUCGCACAGUCAACCUCCUACAAAGAAAGGCGGACGCCACUCACCGUGGUUUGGGCUUUUGAAGGCUGGACGUAAAGUUCGCAGAGCGACAUCAUCAUCAUCAUCAUCAUCAUCAUCACUACCGGGGAGUAUCCGAGCCACCCGUGACAUCUCGCAGAGUGGCUGUGAACUUCCAGCGACGUUGCCAGCUUUCAUCAGCGACCUACAAUCCUACCUCAACGAGAGUCUCAUUCUGAAAUCGGCGAUUAACCCUUCGGAGCACGUCCUGCCGCUCAGAGAUGACCGGUCCGAGAUGACGUGCAAGUCCUCCAAGACCCACCCAGACAGAAAUACCAACGACAAUCUGAGGGCCACCUGUCCCUGGGUGCUGAGAGAGAAGGAUUUUGGAGAGGACGCCUUUCCCAGAUACAUCCUGGAGGCACGCUGUCUCUGCAGGUGCUGCCAGCACGCCUCGUCCAUGGGCUGCCAGGAAGUCCGACGUCCGGUCACCAUCUACCGACGUGUAGCUUGCCAGGAUGGACUGGCGGUCAUGAAGAAGAGUGAGGAAAAAUUUACGGCACUCUGCAUCUGUGCUUCCAGUCGCACAGCGUAAUAACGUGCAAGCAGCUUAACUAAAAAGAUGAUUAUUUAUUAUUGUAUUACCAAUGUUGCAGCCGGGCAGGUUGCAAAAAAAAUUAGAAAACAACAAUGCUCACCGCAUAAACGUAGAAGAUUAUAUUUAAUUACUUAUGUUGUAACCGCGUAUCUUGCAGAAAUAGGACAAUAAAUAUGAACACAGCUUUACAGACAUAGAACUUCGAGUUACUUAUCCUUUAAGCGUGUUUCUGGGAGAAAUAGGAAAACAAAUACAAUGUAUGCACACUGCUACACGGACGUAAAUUGCAUUACUUAGACUCUUGCUAUGUAUAUGGAAGGAAUAGAAGGAAAAGAAUAUACCAUAGGUACUGAUAGAUGGUGUUACCCUCUAAGAUAAUUUUAGAAUAAAA